Messenger RNA from Drosophila innubila, 1968 nucleotides. RefSeq names its product dihydropyrimidinase-like. The record is from RefSeq and is a predicted model, not a curated record. Bases 1 to 1767 code for a protein of 588 amino acids. Gene Ontology annotation, cellular component: cytoplasm; cytosol. Gene Ontology annotation, molecular function: dihydropyrimidinase activity. Lineage: Eukaryota; Metazoa; Arthropoda; Insecta; Diptera; Drosophilidae. The transcript has 9 exons. Gene Ontology annotation, biological process: pyrimidine nucleobase catabolic process.
AUGUCAGAGAGCCCGAAGCCCGUUAAGAAAGUGCCUAUACACUUGCAGAGCGCCCAGAAUCGCGUUUAUAUUCGCAAUGGGGAAGUUGUUAAUCACGAUAAGAGCUUCAAGGCGGACGUUUACAUUGAGGAUGGCAUUAUUAAAUUUGUUGGACCUGCUAGCGAAAUUACAAUACCUGGAGGCGUGCGCACCAUCGAUGCAACAGGGAAAAUGAUUAUGCCGGGGGGUAUUGACCCCCAUACAAGCAUGCAACGCCCUUUGGGUGACACUGUCGCCGUUGAUGACUUCUAUCGUGGAACCAAAGCAGCAGUAGCUGGAGGCACGACUAUGAUAAUUGAUUGUGUUCUACCAAAGAAACAUGAAUCGCUGGUUGAAGCCUAUGAUAAGUGGCGCAGCUGGGCAGAUCCGAAGGUCUGCUGUGAUUAUGCUCUCCAUGUGGGCAUUACUUGGUGGUCCAAGUCUGUAUCUGAUGAGAUGGCAAUACUCUGCAAAGAACUGGGCGUCAAUUCGCUUAAAAUGUAUAUGUCCCAUAAAGGCGUCUAUAUGUUGAACGAUGCGGAACUCUUAGAUGUUUUCGAACGAAUUAGGAGUCUCAAUGGUGUUGCAAUGGUGCAUGCUGAGAAUGGUGAUAUUAUUGCCAAGAAUACCAAUCGAUUGUUAGCCGAGGGUAUUCGUGGACCCGAGGGUCAUGAGCUCUCCCGACAGGAGGAAGUCGAGGCUGAGGCCGUACAACGAGCUUGCACUCUAGCUCAUCAGAUGAAGACGCCUUUGUAUGUCGUUGGUAUUACGAGCAAAUCUUCUGCGGAAAUUCUAGGACGUGCUCGUCGCAGCGGAUUCUGCGUGUUUGGCGAAACUCUGGCCAGAUCCAUUGGCCUUAGCUUGAGCGGUGUGCGAAAAUCGGAGCGUAUCUAUUAUAUUACUAGUCCACCUAUUCGCAUGUCGCCAGAAACACCAAGACAACUGAUGAAAUCUUUGGCAUACGAUGAUCUGCAGGUGACAGGAAGCGAUAAUUGCAGCUUUAAUAAGAAUCAAAAGGAAAUUGGUUCCAACGACUUUACGAAAAUCCCAAAUGGCGUUAAUGGUGCUGAGGAUCGUAUGUCACUGAUGUGGGAGAAGGGAGUGCAUCAGGGUCUGCUUGAUCCAUGUCGAUUUGUGGCCGUAACUAGCACGAAUGCUGCAAAAAUCUUCAAUAUUUAUCCACAAAAAGGAAGAAUUGCUGUUGGUUCGGAUGCUGACAUCAUUAUCUGGAAUCCACAGGCCACACGUACCAUUUCCAAGGACACCCAUCAUCAUGCUUGCGAUUAUAAUAUUUUUGAGGGUAUGACCGUGCAUGGUGUGCCUGAAUAUGUAUUGGUGCGUGGCCGAGUCUGUGCCGAGAAUGGUGUUGUGCGUGUCGCCGAAGGAUUUGGACGUUUCAUAAAUAUGGCCGUGCGACCGCCCUUCGUCUAUGAUAUUAUCGAGGGAAAGGUGCAACCAUCUGAAGAGCCGCACGAGGAAUAUCAAAAUGGCAGCAUGGCCAAGAAAUUUGCCGAAUUAGACAUUCAGAUCCCAGUCCAUGAGCCAAUUUCUGCAAUGCUCGCUGGUAAUUUACCCAUGCCGGCAGAGGGUUCUAUCUGCAGCACACCCUCAGUCCGUGGUCGGGUUGAUGGCAAACGUGAUAUGCAGGAGUCAUCCUUCUCGAUUAGCGAGGAACUGGAUACUGUAGGUGUACGAUCGUGCAUCAAAGUUAAGAAUCCUCCUGGCGGAAAGUCUUCUGGAUUUUGGUAGAUGGCAAUAUCGACUCUGCAAGUCGCACAAAGCGGACGAUUUCAGCCAAAAUCAGCGCUCAUUUGCAUUUGGAUUUAUAUACUCAUCAAUUAGCCACAAUAUGUACUGUUUAAUUUUAUUAAUGUUUGUCAUUAUUUUGUUGUGAAAAAUAGUUUAAUCGCACUAAUUUAGUUGAAAUUCUAUAUUAACGUAGUUUCAAAA